AUUAUUUCAUUUAGUCGAGAUCGUUCGUAAUAGUGACAAACAGUAUAUAACAAAGUCAAAAAUGGAUAAAAAAAUAAAAGAAAUAGAAGAACAUAAUAACGAAAUUGGCAAUAAGAAUGAAUCCAAGGAAACAUCGCCUCUUAAAAUUGACUCAGAAGAUAAAAGUAAAAGUGAAUCCAAAAAAAAAGAAAAACUAACAUUUCGAGAAAGGUUAAAAUUAAUAAAAGAUAACACAACAGUUGAGCCAGUGAUGGCCUGCUAUGUAAUGCCAAGUGUGUUAGCUUCAUUAGCAACACAGAAUUUAAAUUUAGAGAAAGCCUGUCGUGUAAAUUUGAAUUUCACUGAUGAAAUUUGUGACGCCUUGUAUUUACGACAGACAGAAAAUUACACAUACUAUGAAGAAGAGGUCCAGAAGUUAACAGCAAGUGUGCAAGCUUGGAAGAACGUGAUACAGACAGCUCUGCCAGUAUUAUUAAUCUUAUUCGUCGGUGCUUGGAGCGACAAAACUGGUAAAAGGAAGCCAUGUAUUCUUUUACCCAUAGUAGGCGAGUUUCUUACUUGUAUAGGAUUCAUGGUAAACACAUACUACUUUUAUGAAUUACCUGUGGAGGCGGCGGCGUUGACGGAGGCUAUAUUCCCUGCUAUCACAGGAGGAUGGUUCACUAAUUUCAUAGGCGUCUUCAGCUAUAUAGGUGAUAUAACUUCGAUAGAAAACAGAACAUACAGAGUUGGAAUUGUGAAUCUUUGUAUGUCACUGGGCUAUCCUAUCGCUAGUGCGCUAAGUGGUGUAUUGUUAACUUGGGUAGGCUACUAUGGGGUGUUUUCAAUAUCGGCCGCGCUCUAUUUGUUUAGCCUUAUUUAUGGAUACUACUAUUUGGAAGAUGUGAAAAGGGAUAAUCAAGAGAAAAAGAAACCAAAAAGUUGUAAGGAACAUGUGACCGAAUUCUUCGACGUGAGACUUGUGUCCGAAACGUUUCGAGUUGUCUUUAAAGAGGGAGCUGGCAACAGACGGCUUCGAGUCUGUCUACUGCUUAUCGUUGUUUGCGUCAUAUUUGGUCCAAUGCACGGUGAAUAUACCAUAAUGUACCUUUUUACGAGAUACAGAUUCAAUUGGGAUGAAAUGCAAUUCAGCGUUUGGUCAACAUACAGUAUUGUCACUAAUUUGCUCGGUACAAUAUUCUCAAUCAGCCUGUUCAGCAAAUACAUGAAAUUGGAUGACACGAUCCUGGGCAUCAUUUCCAAUGUCAGCAAAAUUGUGGCCGCCUUUGCUUAUGCGUUUGCUAGGAACGACUUGGAAAUAUAUUUAGCACCUCUGCUGGAGAUCCUGAACGGAACUUCGUUUAUUGCCAUGCGUUCUAUCGCCACGAAACUAGUGAGCGGGGAGGAAUUCGGCAAAAUGAACUCCCUCUUCGGGCUAGCUGAAGCCACAAUGCCGCUAGUGUAUGGACCGCUCUAUUCCCGCGUGUACAUGGCCACGCUGAACAUUCUGCCAGGCGCCGUGUUCCUGCUCGGCGCUGUCCUCACGCUACCCUCCAUCGCCAUAUUUGGGUGGCUCUACUUCGAACACAAGAAAGACCAUGAAGUGCGAAAAUCGAACGACGUAGAAAAUGUUGAUUAA
This is a messenger RNA of Cydia amplana, 1618 nucleotides long. RefSeq names its product proton-coupled folate transporter-like. Gene Ontology annotation, biological process: transmembrane transport. The transcript is spliced from 7 exons. The coding region runs from base 62 to 1618 and encodes 518 amino acids. The record is from RefSeq and is a predicted model, not a curated record. Gene Ontology annotation, molecular function: transmembrane transporter activity. Gene Ontology annotation, cellular component: membrane. Lineage: Eukaryota; Metazoa; Arthropoda; Insecta; Lepidoptera; Tortricidae.